Messenger RNA from Macrobrachium nipponense, 1829 nucleotides. RefSeq lists its product as uncharacterized. The record is from RefSeq and is a predicted model, not a curated record. Bases 95 to 1495 code for a protein of 466 amino acids. NCBI's taxonomy places the organism in Eukaryota, Metazoa, Arthropoda, Malacostraca, Decapoda, Palaemonidae. The transcript has 3 exons.
CAGUUGACGUAGGAGCGCGCGAAGAAGCAGACGACAGCGCAGGCGCCCAACGGCACCAACAUCAUCAACAACUCGGUCAGUUGGUCUUUGAGGGAUGGCAGAAGCGCAGCAAGCCCUUGAGGAAGAAGAAGAAGAAGAAGUAGGAGGAGGAGGAGGCGGAGGAGAAAAAGUGGUCGAGGAUUCGUUCUCUGCGCCUCUGGGAUCUGACCUCCAGGAAUCAACUUUAGAUGCGAGAGAGACUAAAAGCAUCCUCAUGGAAUCCCAAGUGAGAGCGGUGCUGGAAGCCGAGGGUGGCAAAGGAGCUGUCAUGACCUCGUGGAACGUUAUCCGCCAGAAGGAGUCGUCCCUCCACUUCGGCAGCAUCGUCGUCAAGUUGAAAAUUCACUUCCUGAAGAACAACGAGCCCCUGGAAAAGACUUACGUCCUUAAGCACAACCCCAACUUCAACCCGGCCUUCACCGCCUACGUCACGAUGCUCUUCAACAAAGAGAUAAGCUUUUACAAGACGCUGAGGCCGCUGCUGCAUCGCGAGAUAUCAGCCACUAGCCACACCCAGCUCAGCAUCCCGAGGUGCAUGUUCACUGCGCUGAAAGAAGGGCGAGAGAUCAUCAUCCUGGAGGACCUCAACUCGCGCGGCUUCCAGAACAUCGACAGGAAGAAGGGAAUGGACGUGGCCCACGCCUCUCUCGUCAUGGAGGAGCUCGCGAGAAUCCACGCGUCAUCUAUCCUGCUCAAAAAGAGGUUGGGACCCGACGAGAUGAGAAGUCAGUUCGACUUCCUGAAGAGAACCUGGUGGAAUUACAUGGAAGGUGCUGAGGAGAUGUUCAUCAUUAACAUGGAAGGUCACCUGGACAUUGCGGCGUCCGUACUGCAGAAACUCGGAGGGCACGAGGCAGCUGCCAACUGGGUGACUGCUCUCAAACCCAACAUACUGCAGAUGAUUCAGGGGCAAACGAAGGAUAAUCCACCCUUUGAUGUCCUCUGCCACGCAGACUGCACAAUCAGCAACUUUCUUUUUCGGUACAAUGGAGACCAAGAGGUCUCCAAAGUCGUAGUGCUGGACUUCCAGAUGUGCCUCCACGCCUCCCUGGCCAUCGACCUUUCCAGCUUCUUCUUCUGCUGCCUGGAAGGGCCCAUCCGACGAGCGAACCACAAGGUCUUCCUCGACAUCUACUUCCAGGCCUUCAGCAGAGUUCUGAGGGCGGCUGGACAGGUCAUCCCCUUCAGCCUGAACGACCUGGCGGAGGAGUACAAGAAGAAGAUCCUCUACGGCGCCAUCAUGGCCAUCCUGGUGGUGCCCUUGCUGGCCGCUGAGGGCGGGGAGGACGACGAGGCUCCGUCCCUGGAAACCAUCGUGGACGACAAGUCGUUUCUCGUCCAGAGGCAAGACAAACUUCGCAAGUGUCUGUGUCUGAACGGGCCCCUCCGGACGCGGUUCCUAGAUAUAUUCAGGGACCUGAUUGACCUUGGCAUCAUACAGAAUCAGCUUCCAUAAGGAUAAAAGUCAUUCAAUCUUCAUUCUUUGCCAUAAAAUUAAAACCAUUAGUAACAUUUGUAGAUCAUACGGAAACUGGAAAACCAGGUGUGUAAAAUAUUGUCAAGACUGCUUCCUAUAAGAGCCAAAAUAAACUUACAACGUUUGGCACUUAAGUCAGUUUCAUUCAUAAAAGCAAGCUUCAUUAUAAUGCACAUCAAUUCUAGAAAAGUUUAAUGCGCCAUCGACAAUCUACGAAUUGUUAGUUUUCCUCGGAAAUCCAUGAAUUUAUAUACAAAUCACGUGGUAGCCCUGUACUGAUUGGUACUUCAAAUAUAUCCCUUUUUCAUGUAAA